GCCAAGUCGUGCAAGACCGUGACUGGUAGUGAUAGUCCCGCAACUCCUGUAACUCCAAGAGCUGACACCAUCUCAACUCCAACUCACGCGGAAGGUGUGGAGGGGGAGCUGAAAGCAAGUGGUGAGACUCCAAUGAUUCAGGCCUCUGGCUCUUCUUCAAGCUGUACACCACAUCAACAGACUUCGACGACACAAGAUGCUGAGGAUGAAGGUCAGAGUGAUGGUGGAGCUACACCAACACAGGAUGAAUCAGAAAUCCCUAACGAUGCUCCAUCGGUUACUAGUUGCUUUGCUUUCUCUCAAACAGGUUCAAUGAAGUUUCCUCCUCCGCCAGUGCAAAAAACGUCGACUGUGUCAGGCAAUCUGCUCCUUAAUAUUCCAAACAUGAGUCUACCACCCACCUUCAAUCCCCUGAACCAACCGCCUUGGCAUGUCGGACUCCCUCCCGGUCUCAACAACCUUGAUGGAGGACGGCCGCCUCAGCCAUUUUUUCUUGCCUUUCCCCCGUCAAUGCUCUCUAGGCCACCGAACUUCUCCAACAUUCCCACCAGUCAAGGGAACCAAUAA
Rodentolepis nana is the source of this 567-nucleotide messenger RNA. NCBI's taxonomy places the organism in Eukaryota, Metazoa, Platyhelminthes, Cestoda, Cyclophyllidea, Hymenolepididae. The record is from the annotation of a GenBank genome assembly.